AUGCCAAAAGCACUGAAAGGACUGAAGCUCCAAAAAGAGGUGGGGAAGGAGGAAGGGGUGGGAUGGAGUGAGGGGGGGUGGGAUGGGGAAGGAGGAAGGGCCAUGACGAUUGUCAUGACGAGGAAGGGGCAGGCCCAUGAAGAGGGAAUGGGUGGGGUGGGGAAGGAGGAAUGGGUGGGGUGGGGAAGGAGGAAUGGGUGGGAUGGGGAAGGAGGAAUGGGUGGGAUGGGGAAGGAGGAAUGGGUGGGGUGGGGAAGGAGGAAUGGGUGGGGUGGGGAAGGAGGAAUGGGUGGGAUGGGGAAGGAGGAACGGGUGGGAUGGGGAAGGAGGAAUGGGUGGGAUGGGGAAGGAGGAAUGGGUGGGAUGGGGAAGGAGGAAUGGGUGGGAUGGGGAAGGAGGAAUGGGUGGGAUGGGGAAGGAGGAAUGGGUGGGGUGGGGAAGGAGGAAUGGGUGGGAUGGGGAAGGAGGAAUGGGUGGGAUGGGGAAGGAGGAAUGGGUGGGAUGGGGAAGGAGGAAUGGGUGGGAUGGGGAAGGAGGAAUGGGUGGGAUGGGGAAGGAGGAAUGGGUGGGAUGGGGAAGGAGGAAUGGGUGGGAUGGGGAAGGAGGAAUGGGUGGGAUGGGGAAGGAGGAAUGGGUGGGAUGGGGAAGGAGGAAUGGGUGGGAUGGGGAAGGAGGAAUGGGUGGGAUGGGGAAGGAGGAAUGGGUGGGAUGGGGAAGGAGGAAUGGGUGGGAUGGGGAAGGAGGAAUGGGUGGGAUGGGGAAGGAGGAAUGGGUGGGAUGGGGAAGGAGGAAUGGGUGGGAUGGGGAAGGAGGAAUGGGUGGGAUGGGGAAGGAGGAAUGGGUGGGAUGGGGAAGGAGGAAUGGGUGGGAUGGGGAAGGAGGAAUGGGUGGGAUGGGGAAGGAGGAAUGGGUGGGAUGGGGAAGGAGGAAUGGGUGGGAUGGGGAAGGAGGAAUGGGUGGGAUGGGGAAGGAGGAAUGGGUGGGAUGGGGAAGGAGGAAUGGGUGGGAUGGGGAAGGAGGAAUGGGUGGGAUGGGGAAGGAGGAAUGGGUGGGAUGGGGAAGGAGGAAUGGGUGGGAUGGGGAAGGAGGAAUGGGUGGGAUGGGGAAGGAGGAAUGGGUGGGAUGGGGAAGGAGGAAUGGGUGGGAUGGGGAAGGAGGAAUGGGUGGGAUGGGGAAGGAGGAAUGGGUGGGGUGGGGAAGGAGGAAUGGGUGGGAUGGGGAAGGAGGAAUGGGUGGGAUGGGGAAGGAGGAAUGGGUGGGAUGGGGAAGGAGGAAUGGGUGGGAUGGGGAAGGAGGAAUGGGUGGGGUGGGGAAGGAGGAAUGGGUGGGGUGGGGAAGGAGGAAUGGGUGGGAUGGGGAAGGAGGAAUGGGUGGGAUGGGGAAGGAGGAAUGGGUGGGAUGGGGAAGGAGGAAUGGGUGGGAUGGGGAAGGAGGAAUGGGUGGGGUGGGGAAGGAGGAAUGGGUGGGAUGGGGAAGGAGGAAUGGGUGGGAUGGGGAAGGAGGAAUGGGUGGGAUGGGGAAGGAGGAAUGGGUGGGAUGGGGAAGGAGGAAUGGGUGGGGUGGGGAAGGAGGAAUGGGUGGGAUGGGGAAGGAGGAAUGGGUGGGAUGGGGAAGGAGGAAUGGGUGGGAUGGGGAAGGAGGAAUGGGUGGGAUGGGGAAGGAGGAAUGGGUGGGAUGGGGAAGGAGGAAUGGGUGGGGUGGGGAAGGAGGAAUGGGUGGGGUGGGGAAGGAGGAAUGGGUGGGAUGGGGAAGGAGGAAUGGGUGGGAUGGGGAAGGAGGAAUGGGUGGGAUGGGGAAGGAGGAAUGGGUGGGGUGGGGAAGGAGGAAUGGGUGGGAUGGGGAAGGAGGAAUGGGUGGGAUGGGGAAGGAGGAAUGGGUGGGAUGGGGAAGGAGGAAUGGGUGGGGUGGGGAAGGAGGAAUGGGUGGGAUGGGGAAGGAGGAAUGGGUGGGAUGGGGAAGGAGGAAUGGGUGGGAUGGGGAAGGAGGAAUGGGUGGGAUGGGGAAGGAGGAAUGGGUGGGAUGGGGAAGGAGGAAUGGGUGGGAUGGGGAAGGAGGAAUGGGUGGGAUGGGGAAGGAGGAAUGGGUGGGGUGGGGAAGGAGGAAUGGGUGGGGUGGGGAAGGAGGAAUGGGUGGGAUGGGGAAGGAGGAAUGGGUGGGAUGGGGAAGGAGGAAUGGGUGGGAUGGGGAAGGAGGAAUGGGUGGGGUGGGGAAGGAGGAAUGGGUGGGAUGGGGAAGGAGGAAUGGGUGGGAUGGGGAAGGAGGAAUGGGUGGGGUGGGGAAGGAGGAAUGGGUGGGGUGGGGAAGGAGGAAUGGGUGGGAUGGGGAAGGAGGAAUGGGUGGGAUGGGGAAGGAGGAAUGGGUGGGAUGGGGAAGGAGGAAUGGGUGGGAUGGGGAAGGAGGAAUGGGUGGGGUGGGGAAGGAGGAAUGGGUGGGAUGGGGAAGGAGGAAUGGGUGGGAUGGGGAAGGAGGAAUGGGUGGGGUGGGGAAGGAGGAAUGGGUGGGAUGGGGAAGGAGGAAUGGGUGGGAUGGGGAAGGAGGAAUGGGUGGGAUGGGGAAGGAGGAAUGGGUGGGAUGGGGAAGGAGGAAUGGGUGGGAUGGGGAAGGAGGAAUGGGUGGGAUGGGGAAGGAGGAAUGGGUGGGGUGGGGAAGGAGGAAUGGGUGGGAUGGGGAAGGAGGAAUGGGUGGGAUGGGGAAGGAGGAAUGGGUGGGAUGGGGAAGGAGGAAUGGGUGGGAUGGGGAAGGAGGAAUGGGUGGGAUGGGGAAGGAGGAAUGGGUGGGAUGGGGAAGGAGGAAUGGGUGGGAUGGGGAAGGAGGAAUGGGUGGGAUGGGGAAGGAGGAAUGGGUGGGGUGGGGAAGGAGGAAUGGGUGGGGUGGGGAAGGAGGAAUGGGUGGGAUGGGGAAGGAGGAAUGGGUGGGAUGGGGAAGGAGGAAUGGGUGGGAUGGGGAAGGAGGAAUGGGUGGGGUGGGGAAGGAGGAAUGGGUGGGAUGGGGAAGGAGGAAUGGGUGGGAUGGGGAAGGAGGAAUGGGUGGGGUGGGGAAGGAGGAAUGGGUGGGGUGGGGAAGGAGGAAUGGGUGGGAUGGGGAAGGAGGAAUGGGUGGGAUGGGGAAGGAGGAAUGGGUGGGAUGGGGAAGGAGGAAUGGGUGGGAUGGGGAAGGAGGAAUGGGUGGGAUGGGGAAGGAGGAAUGGGUGGGGUGGGGAAGGAGGAAUGGGUGGGGUGGGGAAGGAGGAAUGGGUGGGAUGGGGAAGGAGGAAUGGGUGGGAUGGGGAAGGAGGAAUGGGUGGGAUGGGGAAGGAGGAAUGGGUGGGAUGGGGAAGGAGGAAUGGGUGGGGUGGGGAAGGAGGAAUGGGUGGGAUGGGGAAGGAGGAAUGGGUGGGAUGGGGAAGGAGGAAUGGGUGGGAUGGGGAAGGAGGAAUGGGUGGGAUGGGGAAGGAGGAAUGGGUGGGAUGGGGAAGGAGGAAUGGGUGGGAUGGGGAAGGAGGAAUGGGUGGGAUGGGGAAGGAGGAAUGGGUGGGAUGGGGAAGGAGGAAUGGGUGGGAUGGGGAAGGAGGAAUGGGUGGGAUGGGGAAGGAGGAAUGGGUGGGAUGGGGAAGGAGGAAUGGGUGGGAUGGGGAAGGAGGAAUGGGUGGGAUGGGGAAGGAGGAAUGGGUGGGAUGGGGAAGGAGGAAUGGGUGGGAUGGGGAAGGAGGAAUGGGUGGGAUGGGGAAGGAGGAAUGGGUGGGAUGGGGAAGGAGGAAUGGGUGGGAUGGGGAAGGAGGAAUGGGUGGGAUGGGGAAGGAGGAAUGGGUGGGAUGGGGAAGGAGGAAUGGGUGGGAUGGGGAAGGAGGAAUGGGUGGGAUGGGGAAGGAGGAAUGGGUGGGAUGGGGAAGGAGGAAUGGGUGGGAUGGGGAAGGAGGAAUGGGUGGGAUGGGGAAGGAGGAAUGGGUGGGAUGGGGAAGGAGGAAUGGGUGGGGAAGGAGGAAUGGGUGGGAUGGGAAGGAGGAAUGGGUGGGAUGGGGAAGGAGGAAUGGGUGGGAUGGGGAAGGAGGAAUGGGUGGGAUGGGGAAGGAGGAAUGGGUGGGAUGGGGAAGGAGGAAUGGGUGGGAUGGGGAAGGAGGAAUGGGUGGGAUGGGGAAGGAGGAAUGGGUGGGAUGGGGAAGGAGGAAUGGGUGGGAUGGGGAAGGAGGAAUGGGUGGGAUGGGGAAGGAGGAAUGGGUGGGAUGGGGAAGGAGGAAUGGGUGGGAUGGGGAAGGAGGAAUGGGUGGGAUGGGGAAGGAGGAAUGGGUGGGGUGGGGAAGGAGGAAUGGGUGGGAUGGGGAAGGAGGAAUGGGUGGGAUGGGGAAGGAGGAAUGGGUGGGAUGGGGAAGGAGGAAUGGGUGGGAUGGGGAAGGAGGAAUGGGUGGGAUGGGGAAGGAGGAAUGGGUGGGAUGGGGAAGGAGGAAUGGGUGGGGUGGGGAAGGAGGAAACCCUGGGUUCACGUCCGGGUCUGCACUCAUGA
Messenger RNA from Closterium sp. Naga37s-1, 4476 nucleotides. Lineage: Eukaryota; Viridiplantae; Streptophyta; Zygnematophyceae; Desmidiales; Closteriaceae. The record is from the annotation of a GenBank genome assembly.